Messenger RNA from Paramuricea clavata, 7251 nucleotides. The record is from the annotation of a GenBank genome assembly. NCBI's taxonomy places the organism in Eukaryota, Metazoa, Cnidaria, Anthozoa, Malacalcyonacea, Plexauridae.
UUUUUAUUGCACGCGCAACCAUAUAUCAGUGGUAGCACCACAGCUGGUUUUAUUACACUUCGGCAUUGUUCAAGACAAAAACUCGUUUGGUUUUAUACACAAAGGGCAAAAUGGACGAGACUACAAGGCCCUAUUAUGGAGAAGAUAGCCCAUUAAAGGUACAAGCAAUUAAAUUUUCUUUAUAGUUUGUUUAGAAAAUGCUCAUUAAUUGAAACUUAAGGGGCGCAAUAUGCAGUAUAAAUAGGUUGGCUUAAUAUAUUCAUUAUUUGUGGUGUUUGUUUUUAUAAAAGAUCGGAAAAUUGCGAUAUUGUGCAAGUUUUUGAAGUGUUUUAUGUUAUAUUAAAUGCUUCCUUGAAGUGAAUAUGAAUAUAAAUGAUUUCCUCUUGAACAUGGCUGCUAAAAUAUUACAACUAUUUGCAAAUCAAGUAGCUGAUUAUAUAUAAGGGCCAUGUCCAUAUUCAAGUUGCCAUAUAAAAAGUCAAAUUGAUUUCUUUACUAAAUCACCCACACAGCCUUGAAAUAUCAAGCAUGGCAUAGCUUAUCGCAAGAUUCUUAGCCACUCCCCUCCCCCUUGGUCAUGGCUGCCAAGAGGUUGCGCGCGGGCCAUGGCUAAACUUUCCCGGGGUCCCUCUGAUGUCAUAAAAUAUUCCAAAUAUGGCCCCUAUGAUGUUCAGUUAUAAUUGUAAAACGUGAGAAACGGUGUUUUACAGUAAUGUAUAUAUUUACACUCCGGCAAUGAGAAUGUACAUUCUCGGUUAAUAAGCAACUUGUAUCAAGAAAUUCUAAGGGAAUUCUUUGUCGCUUUGGGGGGCCUUUAUGAGCUGGGAGCCGGGGGGGAAUGCCACCCUCUCUUGGUAACCCUGCCCAUGGUAGAAUGAUUGCUAGAUAAAACUGCAUAUCCUAACAAAUGCCCAACAGUUUCCUUGACAUAAUUCACAGAACUCACAACUUUGCAGAGAAGUUAAGAGUGAGAUUGGGGAUGAUGUGGAUGACACCUUUGUAAAAGUCCGGGGGUCUGAAAUGGCAUUUCAUACAUGAGAGUUCGUGUUUUUUAAUGAAAUACGUCACUGCUUCAUAACUUCCUUUAAGACAAGGCACUUUAGUUACAAUAACUGUAUUUCUGUGACAUACAAUAAUGAGCUUUAAUUUGCCUUUGAUAAUUUACAUAUAGAAUUCUGCUCCAACUGAUUCUGCCUUUUGUCUGCCGUAUUUACAUAUCCGUACUAUUUUGUAUCCAAAUUGCGGGCAAAAGCCAAAAUGUCGGGCCGUUUAUGCAGGAACAAUAACACACGAUUAUAUAUUCAAUUUGUGAUCCGUAUGAUGAUUAAUUAAUUAAUAAUGUGCAUUUAAGAAUACAAUAUUAUAUUUAUUUAUUGAAAAAAUACUAUGAAACUGCUAUAUGCGUGAGAUUUACAAAACGUGGCGUGAGAGUGAAGCGAAUUACGCGAGACUCAACCGAAUGUGUGACAGUUGGGUCUGGAUUCAUCCCAGUUAGCCCAGCUCAUAUGACCAGCCCAAACAAGAUAAUUGUGGUUUAAUACCCAUUUAAUGCCCAACGUUACACUUUCCCUUUGAUGAAUAAAAUCAUCCGUUGUUAGUCAAAAGUAAAUAUCCUAGUAUUAGGCAGUAUUGACAAGUAAAAUCGCCUGGUGUUAGACAAAUAAAAUAACGGGUUAAAGUUUCUCUAAUGUUUAAUAUUUCCUUCCUAGACAAUGCUUCUUCGAAUCUGGUUUGGCAUAACAUUCCUUGCGGUUUUGGUAAGGUUAAAUGUGCCUUCACUACAGUACAUUCACUCUAUGCCAGAGCAAAAUAAUGAUGCAACGUUUUAUGUCUAUUGUCUCUUCACACUAAACCAUUAUUAGAGUUCAGUACAGAUUAUCAAAACGACAUCCGAUAGUGAAAAACAAUUUAAUUCAAAAAUAGAAAAAAAUAAGAAAAGAUACCGAGUAAUAAAAAAUAAAUUUAGAAAGAUAAUAAAAAAAAUGCUAAAGUGGAGCAAUAUAAAGACGGUACCACCGUUCACACGAAUCAGCCAAGCAUUUAGAAACCAUGCUCGAAUUGUUACGACAUUUUCAAGCAAUUUUGCUCCAGCGUAAUGUGAACAUACUGUAGUCUCAAAUUAACACUGUGUGACAAUCUCUAAAUUAUUAUAUUAUGUAAUAUAAUUUUUUGUAGAUUGCCUUCAUCCUGGGUCUGGUAAAAGCAAAAGAUGACGCAGUGAUGUAUCUACUGGUCGUCAAUUUACUAGGUAUAUAAUUUACAGAGAUAUAAACAGUAUUGUUCAAAUUUCUUCUUUCUGUGUGUAUACGGUAGAUACAAUGAUGACAUUGCAUUACUAAAGCCCCAGUCAAACAGGCCUUAAAAUAUCUUUUACAGGGCAGUCGGACAAAUGUCCGAUGACUUCAGUUCAGUUUGGGUCGGAAAGAAGUCUGAAUGACGCAAAUUAAUAUCAGCAUAAUGUAUUCAUUCUGAACUAAAUGUUGUGAAGAUAUGAAAUAAUUUGUGUCAUUCAUACUUAUUUCCAAGCCAAAAUUAACUUGCUUGCCAAUGAUAGCAGUACGACUUCGAUAACUUAAGCCUGUUUUCUACCUCGACAUUUCACUCGCCGCCCCGCAACAUUUUCGGUUCAUUUUUAUACAAACUCUGGUUCUGGACUAGGGUACUGUACAUUUUUAUUUACGUGCGUGGAGAAAGCAUCAGACAAAGCUACAGUUUAGUCGGACACCAAUACACUCGGGUCGGACAAACAAUAAACCUCAGUUUCACUUAGGUCGGACAGAAUGUCCAGUGGUUUCUUCUGUAUGUCGGACAAUUUGAUGAAUGGUUCGGACAAUGUCCGUGACCGACUGAUAUUUUAAGGCCUGCAGUCAAACAAGAGUUGAUGAGAGUUGCAAGUUUCCAACUCUCAUUCACGUUUGAUCACAAACUCUCAUCAACCGUGCAUGGUAACAUCCACUCAACUCUCAUCAACAGUCAUGCAACUUUUGUUCUCGAUUGACUGGGGUCAUGAGCAUGGGCGUACCGGAAGGAAAAAUUUAGGGGGGCGGUAUGCCCGACUUUUCCGGAUUUUGCCCGACAAGUACCCAAAAAACUUUUUCCGGAAUUUAUUUUUGCGACCUUCCCCAUCGCCAAAAAAAAUUCGGUCAGUGUACCAUUUUAGGUGUCAACAAAUUUUUUCCGACAGCUACCAAAAUUUUUCGGAACAAUAUAACAAAAAUUUUCAAAACAAAAAUUUACCACAAAAUUUACAGAAUUUGUCUCAAUUAUUUUUAUAAUAAACCAAAAUUGCCCGACUGUUGAGCGAAUAUUGCCCGACUGCCCAACAAACUGGGGGGCUGCCGCCCCGCCCGGUACGUCCCAUGGUCAUGAGAGUUGAGAAAACUCUUACUGCAAAAACCCUCGCUUCUCAACUCUCAUUCUUGUUUCACUGCGGCUUGAUUAAGAAGUAGUAAAUAAAUUUAAUAUGUGGUUUGAUUUCCUUUUAGUGAGUGGAAUAAUUGGUGCCAUGAUUGUAAGUACAACUGAUCAAUUGGUAGUUAUUAUGCAUUGGGAGUAUUAUAUUUUUAUUUUGUGUGUGUUCUACUCGGGUGAAUAAUUUUUAUUUUUAAAUGUCCAAUGAUUGUUUUUUUUGUCCUUGCAGGCUUGGUGGUUUCAUAAAGGAAGCAUUGUAAGUAUAAUCAGAAUAAAAUCCAAGUUUUAAUUUUAGCCUUAAUUAUGAUUGAAUGAUAUCACAUGUCAUAUGAUAUAUCAUACAUGUGACAUCAUGUCACAUGUAGAGGCAUGUAUGUAACAUCACAUGAUACCAUGUGACAUUGUCACAGGACAUGUGAGUUCAUCACCAUAUCAUAUGUUAUGUUGACAAUUUGACAUGCACUGGACCAUGUGAUAUGUCAAGCCUAAAAAAAAUACCUGUGGUUCCAGUUCCCGACCGACCCUAUUUUUUUCUGCCGACCCUAUUUUCUCCGGGUGGUUGAUGGCUGCUGCCAAAAUGGCGGCGUCUGUUUUCACACUACAGUAAUUAUUGAAAAAACCAUGAAAAAAUAUUCCAAAAAAAUUUAUUUCCGACCGUAAUUUUUUUUGCAAUAUGAAACCGGAACCACAGGUAUUUUUGUUUUAGGCCUCAUGAUUUGUCACAUGUAGACUUGUAGCAAUGCUGUUCCAACAACUUGUCAAGGUUGUUGAGCUCAACAGACUUAUUACACUAAUAAUUUUCACAAACAUACAAAGAACUUAUUACAAGUUGUUCCGACAACAACAUCGUCCUGUAAUUCAACAAGUUGUGAGUGACAACCUUGUAGCAACUUAAUGUAAUGCAGCAUUGUUACAACUUGUUGACAAGCUUCAUGCUACAAGCCUGUGGCAAGUACAUCUUCAGUUGACAAGUUGCGAUUUUCACAUGUGUUAUGUUACAGCAGUUGUAAUGUACUGGUAUGGUACAUUACCAUCUGAACUACCUUCAAAAAAUUUCAGGCAGUCCAGACACUAACAAUUAUCAGUUUAUUGUAUAACACUACCUGUACCGUACAUACAUUAGAUUGUCAUUUUUGAGAUAUACAAUAGUUCACUAAUAAUUUAUAUUUUUUUCAGAAAACCCAAAGUCUGGUGUUUGUCCUUUUUGUUGGCAUGUGUAUUGUAUUUCAAGCAAUUGUAUCUGAUGUGUACAUCUACCACAAUCCCAAUUCAUCUAGUAGCAAUGAUGUGAACCCGGCUAAUGUCAAUAAUGCAACUACUAUUAGUCCAUCAACUACAAUUAAACUUGUGGUUCAAAUGUCGAAGAGUCAGAAUGGAAUCUGAACAAGACUCGUACAAACAUUAAGUACUCACAGUUUAUAAAUAAUAAAUUAACUAAUAAGUUUCCAUCAAUUAGUUAGCCUCCUAACUUGAGUCAGCAAGUGCCUGCCUUGCGCCAAUCAACACUAGAUUCCCCGUAUUACGUUUUCGUAGCGCUUUGCAUUGUGGGUUAUAGUGGUAUCACUGAUAUUCAAGAUGGCUUAUUUUUUGUCCUGACCCAUGCAAGAACUCUUAAAAAAAAGCUAGGGUCAGGUCGCAAUAGUCAAGGGUGGGUAGUAGCGAAGUAGUUGUAGUUCGCUACUGUAGCGAACUACAAUUUUCAAGUAGCCAGUAGUUUUUGACUACUUUUUUAAAACAGUAGCUGUAGUUCUAGCGAACUACAUUUUGCCUAAAAGUAGCCAAGUAGUUGACUACUUUUCAAGCAGCGAAUCGCUAUUCGCUACUUUUUAAAAUUGUUAGCAACUUGAUAGAAUAGCAUGAUAUUGAGACACGGUUUGCUUAAAAUCAAUACUCAAUAGUCAAUUUGCACUCUUCAACACUGUAGUGCUUACAAAAAACGUUGCUUUGUGUUUACUGUUGCUACUCGUAAAUCGAUUUGUUAUAGAUUACAUUUCAGCCAUAGUAGAUGCUCCAAAUACAGUAAAACUAAAAAAUAUGGCGUAGCGAAAUAGCGAAAUACUUCGCUACAUUUUUUAAGCAGUAACUGUAGUCAGUAGCGAACUACCUUUGUUCAAAAGUAGCAGUAAUUGUAGCGGACUACAUAUUUUUGAAGUAGCUGUAGUUAUAGCGAACUACAAAAAUGUUGUAGUCAACCCACCCUUGGCAAUAGCCAACAGCAAAAUAUUAGCGAAAACAUUCAGUAUUUUCAUUCAAAGCCGCUAUCUUUAUCAGUGAUACCACUAUAAGCACAAUGCAAAGCGCUACGAAAACGUAACAAGGCAAAUCAUCAAUUAAUUAACCAUUUUUUUAGUGGCAGCAUUUUCCCUAUGAGGAGUAAAUUAAAUAAUCUGGCUAACGCCAGAGUAAAAUAAUAAACAGGGUGCAUUGGCACUUAAUGGUUAACAGGAUGCUUGGUAGUCUGAUUAAAUCAUUGAGUGGCAGCACUCUCCCCUUGACAAAUACAUAAAUUGUCUGGUAUUAGCCAGUAGGGUUGAAUAAAAAAUCAGCAGAGCACAUUGCCACUUAAAGAGUUAAUCAAUUGAUAUAUGGUUUGGAAACUCGACUAACAAGCCGUGAAUUUUGCUUAUUAGUAUUUCAACAACAUGACUGAGGUAAUACCAUUGGAUAAUUGUUUCAAAUGUUACAGUAUGCCAAAAAAGUUUGCAUAAAUAAGAAGAUAGAAUAAGGCUCUAUUUCUUGAUUGACUUGACAACUGUGACCACAGCCUCGUGCCCAGUGUCUCCGCCUACCCCCAGCUGCGGGGGACAAUGGUAUUGCCUGGUCAUGUGGUUGAGCCCACAUGCUACAGCAUACCCAGUAGAGGUAGGACUUAUGAAAAAAAUCUAAAGCCCAGUUCAAGCGAGUCCAACAUCAUCGAAAAUUGUUGGCACAAGGUUGGAUGAAAAUGUUAACAUAAAGUUUUGUAGUCAAACUCAAUCCACAUCAAUAGUGUUCAAACGAGAACAGGCCUUUUAAAGCUAAUGUUCUAUUCUAUUUCUAUACUUUCGUAAACUGGAACAAAGUAAGGGACUGGUUAUUAAUAAUGGGAGGGGGCGGUGGCAGCUUCAACUAUUUUUGCCAGAAUUGGAGACGACCUCAAACUGAAAAAAUGUGACAUGGGGCAACCCCAAUUUUUUUAAUGCUUUCCUACUCAUUUUCAACCUCUCGCCUUUAUCAUAUACUACAAAAUAUUUCACCUUUUUGGUUCCUAUAAUCGUAGUUUCCAUUGGAGUCAAGUAAACCAUAGGAGUUCACCAUAGGAGUCAAGUAAAUAACAACCAUUUCGAAUACUGGUCCUCUAAUCAUUUAGGCUACACAAUGUCUUACAUUAGUACUUGUCCCACUACCUAUUUUACACCAAAAAUGUAACAAAUUAAAUGUUGGAAGGGGGUUCCUAAAUUUUCUAGAUGAAAGUGGGGCAUCUAUAGGUCUUGUGAUUGGGGCGUCUCUAAAAAAAGUCCAAUAGUUGGUACUUAUCACCCACCGCCCCCUCUCUCGUUAUCAAUGAUCGGUCCCUAACUAGGCAUGCAAAGUUGUUAAUUGGUUAUAAACAAAUAGAUCGAUAUAUUUUCUACUCCAUACACUGAAUACAGUGUACUGUAGCCAUAGUCAACGAGGACGGUCAUGAAAUUGAAACAAUCACAAAGUUAAUAAUUAUUUUGAUAAUGUAUCUAAAUGAAUAAAUUGAUUACAUUAAACCAUUGAAAAAUACAUUUCAAUGAAUUAAACUGAUUCGACUGUCCUUUGAAUGUUUGAUGAAAGAAAUCUGGAUUGUGUAAACUAAACUGGAUUUGAUUUUUU